GCUUCGGCGUCUUCUUGGGACGCGCGCGGGCUGAGGGACGCGCGGGAGCCGGGCGGGCAGCGAUGGCGCGGCGCGCGGGGAGGUAGCCCGGCGGGACGCCGGGAGCGCGGGGGCCGCCAUGGCCCGGCGGCGGCGCCGCGCUUUUAUCGGGCUGUUCCUGGUACUGCUUUUCGCCUUCGGCACCCUCAUGGGCCUACGCACGCUCAAGGCUCCGGACGGACUCCCGGCGCUGGGCCCGGGCCUGGAGCUGGCGCCCUUUGAGAGACGUCCAGAGGGGGGCCCCGCGCCCGCUGCCCGGGCCCCGGCCGCCCCCGCCGCCCCGCCGCCGCCGCCGCCGCCGCCCCGCACCGCGGGCCCGGGCAGCUCCCCGGGGCCGGCCCCCGCGGAGGCCGAGCCCGCUCCCGGGCAGAGUCUGCGCGUCUACUCGGACCUGCACGCCUUCUACUACUCGUGGUACGGGAGCCCGAGGCGCGAGGGCCACUACAUUCACUGGGACCACGUCAUGGUGCCGCACUGGGACCCCAAGAUCUCGGCCAGCUAUCCCCGCGGACGACACAGCCCCCCCGAUGACUUGGGCUCCAGCUUCUACCCAGAACUGGGGCCUUACAGCUCCCGGGACCCCGACGUCCUGCGGGAGCACAUGACCCAGCUAAAGGAAGCCGCCAUCGGCGUUCUGGUCCUGUCCUGGUAUCCACCUGGCAUGGCUGAUGAUAACGGGGAACCCUCAGAUGACCUGGUGCCCGCCAUUCUGGACACCGCCCAUCAGUAUAACAUCCAGGUGGCCUUCCACAUCCAACCCUACAAGGGCCGGGAUGACAUCACUCUGCAUGACAACAUCAAGUACAUCAUUGACACGUACGGCUCCCAUGGUGCAUUUUACCGCUAUAAGAACAGCAUGGGUAAGAGCCUCCCACUCUUUUACAUCUACGACUCCUACCUGACAUCCCCCGAAGCCUGGGCCCACCUCCUGACACCAAACGGGCCCCACUCAAUCCGCAACACCCCCUAUGAUGGGGUCUUCAUAGCACUGCUGGUGGAGGAGGGCCACACCCACGACAUCCUGGCCGCUGGAUUUGAUGGCAUGUACACCUACUUUGCCUCCAACGGUUUUUCCUUCGGCUCCUCCCAUCAGAACUGGAAAGCUGUGAAGAACUUUUGUGAUGCCAACAACCUCAUGUUCAUUCCCAGCGUAGGGCCUGGCUACAUCGACACCAGCAUCCGGCCCUGGAACAACCACAAUACGCGGAACAGGGUCAAUGGCAAGUACUAUGAGACAGCCCUGCAGGCGGCCCUGACAGUGAGGCCCGAGAUUGUCUCGAUCACCUCUUUCAAUGAGUGGCACGAGGGCACCCAGAUUGAGAAGGCCAUUCCCAAGAAGACGCCGACUCGGCUGUAUCUGGAUUACCUGCCCCAUCAGCCCAGCCUGUACCUGGAGCUGACGCGCCGCUGGGCAGAGCACUUCAUCAAGGAGAAGGAGCAGUGGCUGAUGUGA
This is a messenger RNA of Camelus dromedarius (Arabian camel), 1492 nucleotides long. It is a transcript of the gene MANEAL, whose product is annotated as mannosidase endo-alpha like. Gene Ontology annotation, molecular function: alpha-mannosidase activity. NCBI's taxonomy places the organism in Eukaryota, Metazoa, Chordata, Mammalia, Artiodactyla, Camelidae. The transcript is spliced from 4 exons. The coding region runs from base 119 to 1492 and encodes 457 amino acids. The record is from RefSeq and is a predicted model, not a curated record. Gene Ontology annotation, cellular component: Golgi apparatus.